GAAAGAACGAGAAAUCAAAUUGGUUUACAUUAACUCGUGAAAAAGGGAUUACAGAUAUUGGAUAUUGAAUGCCUUGGCGCACACAUAUUUUCUGUGCUACACUUCUCAAUAUUUUAUUAAAUGGCGUGAAAAAAAAAUGGAUGCAAUUGUUGCUUUGUGUCAUUUCUGUGAACAACAUGGUCCAUCAGUAAUUAUGUGUACACAGUCAUUUAAACAACCACAAUCAAAGUUAUCUGUAAAUAAUGCACCCGACGUUAAUAAUGCUACCACCACUAAUCAUAAUAUUAAUAAUAAUAACAAUAAUAAUAAAGAUGUAAACACAUAUCAAAGAAAAAUAUCUAGUCAUGCUUUACAAGGUAGUGAUGAUGCAAUUUUUACUGGAGUGGAUGUUUCACCUAUACCCAUCCCAUCAUCAUCAUCAAGAUUUUCAAUAAUGUCAUCAAAUGUUAAUCAACAACAAUUACAUCCCACUUGUAAAGCAUGUUCAUCAAUUUUGUUACGUGAUGAAUUGGGUAUUAUUAGCUAUGAUCAUUCGGUCAAUCUUUCAUAUAUUUCUACUCAAUUUCCAAAAGAUGCUGAUUUAGCAACACAUGUUCGUAAUGCUUGUUUACGAAGUCUUUCUAGUGAGGUUUGUCCAGGUCAAGUUGGUGCAUUUUACUUUGGUGAUGAAAUAAAUGGUCAUGUAUUCAGUUAUAAUUUCCCUUUGAAUGAUUCACGUGCACGUGGUAAUCAAAGUCGUUUCAGUAUAUUAGUAUUAUCGUGGGAUAAGAUAUACUUAUUGAAUUUAUGGUCAUUUUUAAUAUCAAAUAUAUCACGAAUGGUUUCUCGUCUACGUCUAGCUGCCAAUCGUGUAUUCAAUGAUGAAACUUCAGAUAACAAUAAUAAUAAUAAUAAUACAACAACAACUAAUACUACUCUCAAUACUACAAUGACACAUUCCAAUCCAACAAAACCAAUCACACCAUUAAGACGAUGCGCUACACCGCCAGCUUCAUUAGCUCCAAAUCUUUAUAAACAAGCAAUUGCAGCCGGGAAUGCUGUUACAGCCGGCUAUGGUUUAUAUAGUCAUGCAACACUAGGAAGAGAAACAAAACAGAAACGUGCUACCGAUUUAGAUAUGCGUUCAUUGGCUGAUUUAACUAAAGAUGAUCAAAUAUUCUAUCGUCUUCAUGCAUGGUUCACCUGGUUACUUCGUGCUGGUGGACGUCGUUGGAGUAUAGUACCACCGGUGAUUGCACCGCCAAUUAAUGAAGAUUCUAUUGUAGCUCAAGAAGAAUAUGAAGCAUUUAUUUCAGCUGGUUUUGAAUAUUUAACUACAUCGAGUUCAAGGAAUACUACUACUACAACAACAACAACUACUACUAACACUACUACUAGUAGUAGUGUUAGUGUUACGUCGUCUUCUGCUGCUGCUGCUUCCGCUGUUUCCUCGAUCAUCGGUAACCAAUCUGCAUUAUCUAAUUAUAAAUUUGGUAAUAAUAUUGGUCAGUCAAAUGGUUUCACACUCUUGUCAAAAUCAUUCAAUACUACUGCUAAUACUACUACUACUGCUAGUAGUAGUAAUAAUAAUAAUAAUAACAACAGUACAAGGGAUUCAUCAAUCGAGACAGAUUGUCAUAAAAAACUAUCAUUAUAUUUAAAUAAUAUGUCUGCAGAAAUGACCAAUUCCAUCUCAUUUAUGAUAUUAUUCCGAUUAUUCACUGUACUUGGUAUCAGUUCAUUUGGUCGAUUAGUUCAACAUAUUGCUGUUGGUAAUCAACUAGUAGUACAAUCAUUAACUGAAGAUGUCCAUUCAACAUUGACAUUGUCAGCAUUAGCUAAACUAUUACCAAAAGGAUGUAUUAGACAGGUGAUAGCAAGUCAUGAAUAUUUGGCACCGUUUCGUUGUAAUCUAUUAAGUGUAACCAGUAAUUUAAUCAUGUUAGAAGAGGAUGUCAAUAUGGCAAAAGAUGUUUUAUAUUUAUCAGUUUAUCGUUGUGAAUGUAAAUCAGCAACACCGACAACCACAACAACAACGGCUACUACUACUACGAAUACUACUGAAAUCAAUGAACAAUCUUUUCUGCAGUCAUAUGUUAAUUCUUUACAUUUUAAAUUAUGUUCAACAAUGCCAACAUUCGAUUCAGAAUUAAUCGUAUACAAACAAUCAUUACCUUGUCGUCAUUUCUCUCCCCCAAAUCAUCCAUCGGUGGCAACAAUCUCACGACAACUUUUAUCAAAUACUACUAGUACUCAUACUACUAACACUAUUACGAAUACUACUCAUAAUAGCAGUAGCAGUAGUAAUAAUAAUAAUGAACGCAUCGCUCUAUCGAAUUAUGCCCAGCAAAUUAUUAAAUUAUUCACUAUUAAUCCAAUUUUCAAAUCGAUGGAUGUUUAUUCUAUCGCUUUGUCCACUAUACAACAUGAAUGGAUUAAUCGAGCACGUUUAUUGUAUUCAUUUAAACGUUGUCAAGCAUCUUCAUUGAGUGGUGAUGAAGCUAAUCGUCGUUGGACUAGUUUACUCAACGCUAUCAAUUGUCAAUCAGUAGAAAAUGCAUCAGUGGCAAGAUUUUGGCAAGGUGCUCUUAGUCAAUAUUCACGUAAUCAUAUAUGUCAUUUACGUAAAUGUCCAACAGCGUCCAACUCGACGAAUACAUCACGACGUGGUUCAUUCAGUUCCAGUAAUGCUGAUUUAAAUGCAGCUGUUUUCGCUUCGGCUUCUACAAUCAGUUAAUCGAUUGAUUGAUUGAUUGAUUUCUCUUUGCAUGAUCAUGCUUUUUCUCUCUCCCUCUUGAUUUCUAUUUUGUAAAUUAUUUGAGUAUUAUGAUGAUGAUGAUGAUGAUGAUGAUGAUUAUUGUCAUCGUCGGUUCGUCCAACUCUCUUUAUCUGUCUGUCUCUCUGUCUCUCUCUCUCUCUCCCUGUCACUCUCCUUCAUAUCAUUCAUUAUGUAAUUCACAAAUUAUGUGUAUAAAUUCAAUUUGAUUUGAGUUCAUUGAUUUUUACUUAUUCAUAAUUAUACUACUACUAAUACUACUACUCCUACCUUGUAAAUAAACAUAUAACCAACCAACCACCACUAUUAUUAUUAUUCCACUAGUUUCCGGUGUUUUUAUCAUCCAUACUUGAUCAUAAACGAACGAUGAACUAACUGCUGUUGUUGUUGUUGUUUACAUGAAACCAACUAGUUAGAGUUGUACCCGGUGUGUCUGUCUCUGUGUGUGAUUUUGUGUUGAGAUGACACUGUAAAAAAAGCAAGAACAGCUAUACCUUACUGUCUGCUUGCUGCCUUGUAUCUUCUUACAAACUGUUCUAGCCUGACACCGACAAUUGACAAGGAAAAUUAUCUUCCAGCACUGAUUAUUGUGUAUAGUUGUUAUUUAGUAAUUCAUUUUAUACACAAAUGUACUAUACUUCAUCUUUGAUCAGUUUUUUAUCACGCACACAAACUCCGACCCAUUCGUCCGACUAUUCACAGCCCAUUACUUGCUGACAUGUAUUGCUCAUGUAUAAAAGAAACAAAAUGCAUUUUGCUCAUUCUGUCAUGUGAUUAUUAUUAUUAUUAUUGUAGUCUUAAUAAUUGUAUAUUUUCAUGUAUAUACAUAUAUAUAUAUAUAUCUAAAAACUAUGUCUAUAUACUUGAAAUUGUGUACAAGUUGUUGACCAAGAACUCCGCUGCUGAAUUGAGCAGCUGUCAAGUUGUUUUGAGCCAAUCAACAUUGAAAGCUGAUUCAAGGUUUUUGUCAUUUCAUUCUGAUUGGCGCUUUGUACUGUGGUAUCGGAAAAACACAUUUUCCAUCUAACUUAUAUAUUUUAUCAUCAAUCGAUCGAUCGAUAUACAGAUAUAUCUGCUUGUUUUUUUAUAUUGAUACUCAUUAUUAUUGUAAUUGUACAUAAUUCACUGUAUAUUUAUGAACGAUGAUCAAUCUCGUCAUUGUCAUUGACGAAAAAUGUUUUGUGUGUGUUCGUGUGCGUGCAUGUGUGUAACUUUGUUGAUUUUGGGUCUCAUUAUGUCAUUUAUUGAUGCAUAUAAUUUCAGGUUUGACAGCAAAGAAUUUAC
This is a messenger RNA of Schistosoma turkestanicum, 4039 nucleotides long. Lineage: Eukaryota; Metazoa; Platyhelminthes; Trematoda; Strigeidida; Schistosomatidae. The record is from the annotation of a GenBank genome assembly.